AUGGCCUCCGGCGCAGAAGAGGAGAGCAUGUUGCUUGCGGACGACGAAUGUCGCCCAGACGCUUCCGAGUGCCUUUUGCAUGCGCUGCAGAAGCGAGGUGUGGUCGUGGAGCACAAGGUGGCGCCACCAGACCCCACGCCGACAGAGGAGGGCUCAGCAGAGGAGGACGCGGCAGAGGAGGAUGUGGCAGAGGAGGACACGGCAGCGGAUGACGCGGCAGAGGAUUCUCCGGCUGUGGAGGUGGUAGAUGAGGAGGUGCCGGAGGUUGACAAGAACAGCACUGGAGCCCAUGCCAACAACGAGACCGAAGCAGCCACCACCAGCAACGCAACUGACUCGGAGGCUGCAUGA
This is a messenger RNA of Symbiodinium pilosum, 351 nucleotides long. The record is from the annotation of a GenBank genome assembly. Lineage: Eukaryota; Dinophyceae; Suessiales; Symbiodiniaceae.